Molecule: messenger RNA, 285 nt
Organism: Colletotrichum truncatum
Lineage: Eukaryota; Fungi; Ascomycota; Sordariomycetes; Glomerellales; Glomerellaceae
Product: mitochondrial import inner membrane translocase subunit
Source: RefSeq, a predicted model, not a curated record
AUGGACUCCUCAAAGCAAGCCCUCGCGAACUCAGAUCUCGACAAGCUCAACGAUCAAGAUAAGGCAGAGCUUCGUCAGUUCCUCGCCAACGAGCAGCAGAGAUCCCAGAUUCAGACACAAACCCACGCCCUUACGGAAAUUUGCUGGAAGAAGUGUGUCAGCGGCUCGAUCCGCAACUUGAAAUUGGACAAGGGCGAGGAGUCGUGCCUGGCAAACUGCGUGGACCGCUUCCUGGAUGUGAAUUUUCUGACCAUGAAGCACCUGAACAACAUGCGCUCCGGGUAG